Erythranthe guttata (spotted monkey flower) is the source of this 468-nucleotide messenger RNA. NCBI's taxonomy places the organism in Eukaryota, Viridiplantae, Streptophyta, Magnoliopsida, Lamiales, Phrymaceae. The record is from RefSeq and is a predicted model, not a curated record.
GGGUGGUUCGGUUUGACGAGUCACGAGCCGAGAAGACAGGUUCUUUUAUCGUGGUUGGGCCCGCACAACCCUUCUCGUGGAUCGUUAACCGUGGUUGCGGGUCUUAAGGAUGCGAGAAUAUUAUCUGUCUGGAGAGGGGACACUGCCCACGUGGAUAUUGGCUCGUUGGACGAAAACGGAAUUUUCAGAUUCGUUUUCAAUGACUCGUUCGCCAGCUUCAAUCUCAGCCACACGUCUACGCCGAACGAGACUUAUCUGACGUACAAUACUAUCGGUGGGUAUGAAUUUUCGUGGCUUGUGAUGGCUUCAACGGGCCAUUUCGAUGAAUAUAGGGUGAUGAAAGGGAGGCUCUCGAUAGUUCGGCAUUCGUUAUGUGAUGAAGAAAUUACGGUUAAUUCGAGUUUUUGCUUGGAUGAAGUAGCGCCGCAAAUUCAGAAGCAGAGUACGCCUUUUUUUAACUUGUUGUGA